AUAACGACUGUACGGAUAUUUGCAAGCCAGCUCUUCUUACACAUUCUCUCUAAUAGAACUCAAUUUGACGUUUCUAUGGUCAAGGCUCGAAGUGUCGCUUUCUUCGAUUGUCAUCGAUGAAGAUCAAUUCAUGCAUGUCCCUUAUGGUCCCCCUUUAGAUUUCCCAUCUGGGGUUCAUUUUUUUCUUCUAAGUUCAUAUUCUCUUAGCUCAUAAUCCAAAAGGAACCACCUUUGCAGAAAAAAAACAAGCCUUUCAUAUAUGGUGCUCUCUGUUUGUAACUUCAAAAAGCAGCACUCUGUGUAGGCUGAGUCUUCAAGCAUGCUGGCAAGGAACUUCUUUGCUUUCCUAAUUGUUGCGCUGAGUUCUUUCAGAUGGCUCAGAUACGCAGAAUCAAAACUACCUCAAGUAGAAGUUGAUGCUCUUCAAGAAAUUCUUAGUACAAUGGGUGCCACCUACUGGAAGUUUGAUGGCGACUCUUGUCAAAUUGAAAUGGUGGGUUUGACACCAGUACCGCCCAGUGGAUCUCAGAGCAGUAUUGGUUGUCAAUGCUUUUCUGAAAAUGGCACUAAUUGUCAUGUUGUGAGCAUUGUGCUCAAAGGGUAUAGCCUUCCUGGUGUGCUUCCACCUCAGCUGGUCAAGCUUCCUUACCUUAAAAAAGUCGAUUUUGCUCUCAAUUACCUAAAUGGUACAAUCCCUAAGGAAUGGACUUCAAUUAAUUUAUCUUCAAUAUCUGUUCUUGUGAAUCGUUUAUCAGGGGAAAUUCCUAAGGAGCUGGGAAAGAUGACCACUCUAACAUACCUGAGCCUUGAAUCAAACCAAUUUUCUGGUCUUAUUCCUCCUGAGCUUGGAAAUCUGAUUAACCUGCAGACUCUGGUUUUGUCAUCCAAUAAAUUUUCAGGACGCUUACCAGUAUCAUUUUCGCAAUUAAAGAAUUUGACAGAUUUUAGGAUAAAUGAUAACAAUUUCAGUGGAACAAUACCUAAUUUCAUCCAGAAUUGGGAACUACUUCAAAGACUAGAAAUGCAUGGAAGUGGACUUGAGGGGCCCAUCCCAUCAAACAUAUCUCUUCUAAGUUGGCGACAUUUUUAUUUGCACAGGAAAAUUAGUGACAUAGGUGGUCCCAGUCAGGAUUUUCCUUCCCUAAGCAAUAUGACAGCACUGAUAAAAUUGGUUUUAAGAAAUUGCAAUAUUACUGGAGAGCUACCUGCCUACGUCUGGACAAUGCAGGACUUAGAAAUGCUGGAUGUCAGUUUUAAUAAGUUAGUUGGGGAAUUUCCAGCAACUGUCAAUUCAAAGCAUCUGAAAUUUGUGUUUUUGACUGGCAACAUGCUAAGUGGAAAUAUACCAGACUCAAUCUUGAAGGCUGGAAGCAACAUUGAUCUUUCUUACAACAAUUUUACCCUAAGUCAUGAGCAAUCUGCUUGUCAAGAUAACCUGAAUUUAAACCUAAAUUUGUUUCAGAGCUCCUCAGGGCCCAACGAUUUAAGGAGAGCUCUGCCGUGCACGAAGAAUUUCAAUUGUCCAAGAUAUUCAACUUGUUUGCAUGUUAAUAGUGGCGGAAAGGAUGUAACUAUGAUGGAAAAUAAAGAACAUUUGCUCUACAUAGGAGAUGGAGAUGUGUUGGGCGGUACAGCAAAAUUUUAUUAUGAUUCCAAUAAUAACUGGGGUUUCAGUAGCACUGGGGACUUCAUGGAUGACAAUGACUUUCUGAAUACACGUUACACUGUGUUUCUGGAAUCCUCAAAUGUACCUAAUAUAUAUGCAACUGCACGUAUCUCCCCAAUUUCACUGACUUAUUUUCACUAUUGCUUGGAAAAUGGAAACUAUACUGUAAAUCUACACUUCGCAGAGAUACAAUUUUCAAAUGAUAAGACAUAUGAUAGUCUUGGGAAGCGGAUAUUUGACAUCUAUGUUCAGGGAAAAUUAGUUUGGAAGGAUUUCAACAUUGAAGAUGAAGCGCAUGUUGCCCAAAAGCCAAUUAAAAUACCAAUAUAUAAUGUUAAUGUAACAGAUAAUGCCUUGGAUAUACGAUUCUAUUGGGCUGGCAAAGGGACUACAAGAAUUCCUAGCAGUGGAGUUUAUGGUCCCCUUAUAUCAGCUUUAUCUGUUGUUUCUGAGUCUAAACGUUGCUCAGAUGGCCUUAAAAGGGGAAAUGCUAAUAUAAUAAUUGGAGUUGCAGUUGGAGUGGGGGCUAUUUGCUUAAUACUUGUAAUAGUUGGACUCUUUUGGUGGAGAAGCCAAUUCAGAGGAAACUCUGGGAGUGAUAAAGGUGCCCAAGGACUAGAUUCCCAUAUAGGAACAUAUAGCCUAAAACAGAUAAGAGAUGCCACUGACGACUUCAGUCCUGAGAACAAGUUAGGAGAAGGAGGUUUUGGUCCUGUCUAUAAGGGGCAGUUAUCUGAUGGUACUUGGGUAGCAGUAAAACAGCUUUCUUCAAAGUCCCGGCAGGGAAACCGUGAAUUUUUAAAUGAGAUAGGCAUGAUAUCUUGUUUGCAACACCCUAAUCUUGUAAAGCUUCAUGGAUGUUGUAUUGAAGGGGAUCAACUAUUGUUGGUUUACGAGUACCUGGAAAAUAAUAACCUUGCCCGUGCUUUAUUUAGCCAUAGAGAUCAGCUUAAACUUGAUUGGCCUACAAGGCUUAAAAUCUGUAUUGGCAUAGCAAAAGGUCUUGCGUUUCUUCAUGAAGAAUCCAUACUCAAGAUUGUUCAUCGAGAUAUCAAGGCCACUAAUGUGUUAUUGGACAGGAAUUUAAAUCCUAAGAUAUCUGACUUUGGAUUGGCUAGGCUCAAUGAAGAGGAGAAGACCCACAUUAGCACCCGAGUGGUUGGGACAAUAGGAUAUAUGGCUCCAGAAUAUGCAUUAUGGGGUUACCUUACAUACAAGGCAGAUGUUUACAGUUUUGGAGUUGUGGUCUUGGAAAUCAUUAGUGGGAAGAGCAACAAUGAUUAUAUGCCAAGUGAUAAUUGUGUUUGCCUUUUGGAUUGGGCAUGCCAUUUGCAUAAAACUGAAAACAUGAUACAACUGGUUGAUGAAAGGUUGGGAUCAGAGGUAAACCAUAAAGAAGUUGAAAUCAUGGUGAAAGUGGCUCUUCUGUGCACUAAUGCAUCACCAUCCCGUAGGCCGACAAUGUCUGAGGUUGUGAACAUGCUUGAAGGAAGAAUAAGCAUUCCUGAUAUUAACCCAGAAGAAAGUGCUAGUGAGGAUUUAAGGUUUAAAGCCUUGAGGGACAUUCAUCAACAUAGAGAAAGUCAGAGUAUGAGCACAAGUCAUACAGAAAAUUCAACUGAUGCCCUUGUAAAUAGCUCUCCCUUGACAUCUGACCAUGAUUUACAUGGGAUCCGCUCAGAACCUUAACUAAAACAUCAAUGAGCGUUUAUGAACUUUGAGGGCCUGAUAAUGAUUCUUUAACAGAUAGCAGACAAGUUCUAGCUCUAUCCUUAUAAUUCUCAAGUUUUGACAGUCUAGUCACAAGACAGGUGAGUAAUUCUUAUUGAAUGAAAUUUCCCUAUGCACUAGGGAGGGUGUAUAUAAGGAAGUCUUUAGUUUUGGGUAGCUCUUUUGCAUUUAUUUAUUAUAUUCUGUAUAGUUGUAAGUGCUGUAUCAAAAUGUAUUUGAUUCAAAUGAAAGUAAUUAAAAAAAAAAAAAACAAUUUGCUUUUAA
This is a messenger RNA of Prosopis cineraria, 3661 nucleotides long. Its product is annotated as probable LRR receptor-like serine/threonine-protein kinase RFK1. Gene Ontology annotation, biological process: protein phosphorylation. Lineage: Eukaryota; Viridiplantae; Streptophyta; Magnoliopsida; Fabales; Fabaceae. The transcript has 24 exons. Gene Ontology annotation, molecular function: ATP binding; protein kinase activity; protein binding. The record is from RefSeq and is a predicted model, not a curated record. The coding region runs from base 320 to 3355 and encodes 1011 amino acids.